AUGGAAGUCGAGGUCCUCCGUCAUAAUGGCAUUCCUGAGUCCAGCAUCCUUUCGAUCCGUGUGGGAAGUACCCGUCGCCAAGUCCACGUCUCGCAGUUGGACAGGCCACUGAAGUUCCCAACCAAGCUCGAGGAGUGCUCCUCUGUGAAGGUCGAAAUUCUGGACGUUGCGGGUACCGCACGCGUGUCGUGCAGUCCAUCCACGUCGGAAUACAGCAUUCCCUUAGAGUCGCCGCUCGAGGGAGAAGGCAGCACUGGCAUGGAGGUUGGCAUCAGGCUUGGCGGCGCAGGCGCGGAAGUCUCGCAGGGCGCUGUAGAGGAGGCAGAAAAGAAAAAGGAAGACGAUGCCAAGUCAUAUUUGGAGAAACAUGGGCUGACUUCCUUCAUGCAGUUCCUCAUCCAAAGCCUGAUGAAGGACAAACCGGAAGACCCGUACAAGUUCCUUCAGCGGCAAGUGACCAAAAAGAUGAUGAUCACCGAGCUGUCAAGUGGAGGUUCAGCAGACCAGAAGCUGGAGGAGAUGCUGACGAAGUUGAGUUCCGAGGUGACAGACUGUGUCCCUGUAGAGCAGCUGCAAGACCUGCAGAAGCAGGCGGAGGAAGUAGGCGAUCAGCUGCGAAAGGACAACAAGGAGCUGAGAGAAACGCUCGACCUACUGAAGGGCAGGUACCGCUCCCUUCUAGUUGAGAACUCGGAGUUAGCACAACAGGUCGGAGAAAGCGCAGAAGGCUCGGACCUGGUCUCCAUGCAGGAUGAUGUGGGAAAGAUGGUUAAUGAGAAUGCCUUGCUGGUGUCCGAGCUGACAAGCGCAGCCCGUGCCAUCCCACAGGUGACAUGCACGCCGGCCGAGCACAGCGCCGACCCCUACUACCAGAAGGCAGCACCACAAGACCCGGAGAACGCCCAGGAGACUCACAUCCACCCGGAGCCCCACGUGACGAUCCAGGAGAUCCACAGCAGCGACACCUACUACACGCAGGCUUCGGGGACGGCACUUGGCGCUCAGCCACAGACCACCCAGCUAGUCCCACCGAGCGGGGAAGAACCUCAACACAAGGGACUGCAUCCAUACCUGGACGUUUUCGAGGAUGAGCCAGACUGGAACCGCGACAGUCAGGACGAAGCUGAGGUCAAGGAGGAGCCAGACUGGAACCACGACAGUCAGGACGAAGCUGAGGACAAUGACGACUCGGACUCGACGCAACAAGGCGAGAGGACGGAACCACCGAGCAGUUCAAGGGGAUCCGAGAGACCCGCUGAGCCAGAGGGACCACCGCCAAACAGGACCCUGUCGAACCGAGCGGGGAGGACAGCCCCACUGACAGAAGAAGCUCGCAAAGAGCGCAACCGCCGCGACAGAGCGGAUUGGAGAGAAAGACGCCGCGUCCGUCGACGCUUGGGACUGGAAACCGGCUACUUCUACCCGAGCGGUGCGACACACAAGAAGCGGCCGAGAAGUGAGCCGUGA
Messenger RNA from Symbiodinium sp. CCMP2592, 1467 nucleotides. The record is from the annotation of a GenBank genome assembly. NCBI's taxonomy places the organism in Eukaryota, Dinophyceae, Suessiales, Symbiodiniaceae.